AUGGUAUCAAGAUCUUACUCCAACCUCUUGGAUCUUGCUUCCGGCAACUUCCAUUCCUUUUCCAGAGAAAAGAAGAGAUUCCCAAGAGUAGCAACCGUCACAGGUGUCUUAUCAGAGCUAGAAGAUGACAACAACAGCAACAGCGUCUGCUCCGACGCUCCUUCCUCCAUCACGCAGGACCGAAUCAUCAUCGUUGCAAACCAGCUUCCUCUCAAAUCCCAUCGCAACUCCUCCGGCAAACUCAGCUUUACCUGGGACAACGACUCCCUCCUCUUGCAGCUCAAAGACGGUAUGCGAGAAGACAUGGAAGUCGUCUACAUUGGUUGCCUCCAAGAACAGAUCGAACCACUCGAUCAAGAAGAUGUCUCUCUAAGACUUCUUGAGAAUUUCAAAUGCGUUCCUGCUUACAUCCCACCUGAGCUGUUCACAAAGUACUACCAUGGCUUCUGCAAGCAGCAUCUAUGGCCUUUGUUUCACUACAUGCUUCCCUUAACACCUGAUCUUGGAGGUAGAUUCGACCGUUCUUUAUGGCAAGCUUACCUCUCCGUUAACAAGAUCUUUGCUGAUAAAGUCAUGGAAGUGAUUAGUCCUGAUGAUGAUUUCGUUUGGGUUCAUGAUUACCACUUGAUGGUUCUGCCUACUUUCUUGAGGAAGAGGUUCAACAGAGUAAAGCUUGGCUUCUUCCUUCACAGCCCCUUCCCUUCUUCCGAGAUUUACCGAACUCUUCCGGUUCGAAACGAGCUCUUACGAGCACUCCUGAACGCAGACUUGAUUGGGUUUCAUACUUUUGACUAUGCAAGACACUUCCUCUCUUGCUGCAGCAGGAUGCUUGGUUUGUCUUAUCAGUCCAAAAGAGGAACCAUAGGGCUUGAGUACUAUGGUCGAACGGUUAGUAUCAAGAUCCUUCCUGUAGGGAUUCAUAUAAGCCAGCUUCAGUCAAUCUUGAACCUCCCUGAGACUCAGACCAAAGUUGCUGAGCUGAGAGAUCAGUUCUUGGAUCAGAAGGUUCUUCUUGGUGUUGAUGACAUGGACAUCUUCAAAGGAAUCAGCCUCAAGCUCUUGGCAAUGGAGCAGCUUCUCCAGCAACAUCCGGAGAAGAGAGGGAGAGUUGUGCUUGUGCAGAUUGCAAACCCUGCAAGAGGCCGUGGCAAAGACGUUCAGGAGGUUCAGUGUGAAACCGAAGCCACGGUUAAACGGAUCAACGAGAUGUUUGGACGGCCAGGUUAUAGCCCUGUGGUUCUGAUUGAUAAACCGCUUCAGUUCUUUGAGAGGAUCGCUUACUAUGUGAUUGCAGAGUGUUGUCUUGUCACAGCUGUGAGAGAUGGUAUGAAUCUUAUACCUUAUGAGUACAUAAUCUGCAGACAAGGCAAUGCGAAGCUCAACGAGACUAUAGGCCUUGACCCUUUAGCUGCCAAGAAGAGUAUGCUUGUUGUCUCUGAGUUUAUAGGAUGCUCUCCUUCUUUAAGCGGUGCCAUUAGAGUGAAUCCUUGGAACAUUGAUGCAGUGACUGAGGCAAUGGACUAUGCGUUGAUAGCUUCAGAGGCAGAGAAGCAGAUGCGUCACGAGAAGCAUCACAAGUAUGUGAGCACGCAUGAUGUUGCGUAUUGGGCUCGCAGCUUUAUUCAAGAUCUUGAGAGAGCUUGUGGGGAUCAUGUGAGGAAGAGGUGUUGGGGGAUAGGUUUCGGGUUAGGGUUUAGAGUCGUGGCGCUUGAUCCGAGUUUUAAAAAGCUUUCGACUGAGCACAUUGUCUCGGCUUAUAAGAGGACCAAGAACCGAGCCAUUCUUUUGGAUUAUGAUGGCACAAUGGUGCAGCCAGGGUCCAUUAGGACGACACCAAGCCAAGAAACAAUCAAAACCUUGAACAGUCUCUCUAGUGAUCCCAAGAAUAUUGUGUUUCUCGUCAGCGGGAAAGACAGAAAGACGUUAACAGAAUGGUUCUCUUCUUGUGAUGAUCUUGGUUUGGCUGCAGAGCAUGGAUACUUUAUAAGGCCAAACGAUGGAACAGAGUGGGAGACAUCAAGUUUAGCAUCAGGUUUUGAGUGGAAACAAAUAGCAGAGCCAGUGAUGAGACUCUACACUGAGACAACAGAUGGAUCAACUAUAGAGACUAAAGAGACGGCUCUCGUUUGGAACUACCAAUUCGCAGAUCCUGAUUUUGGAUCUUGUCAAGCCAAAGAGCUUAUGGAACACCUCGAAAGCGUGCUCGCGAAUGAUCCAGUCUCUGUCAAGACAGGACAACAGCUAGUUGAAGUUAAACCACAGGGUGUGAACAAAGGUCUUGUGGCGGAGAGGCUUCUAACGACAAUGCAAGAGAAAGGGAAGCUUUUGGAUUUCAUUCUCUGCGUCGGUGAUGAUCGGUCCGACGAGGAUAUGUUUGAAGUGAUUAUAGGUGCAAAAGAUGGUCCUGCUUUGUCUCCGGUGGCUGAGAUAUUCGCUUGCACGGUUGGACAAAAGCCAAGCAAAGCUAAAUACUAUUUAGACGACACGGCGGAGAUCAUCAGAAUGCUUGACGGUCUAGCCGCAACUACCUCCGAUCAAACCGCUUCUUCAACCGCUCUUUUUUAA
This is a messenger RNA of Microthlaspi erraticum, 2565 nucleotides long. The record is from the annotation of a GenBank genome assembly. NCBI's taxonomy places the organism in Eukaryota, Viridiplantae, Streptophyta, Magnoliopsida, Brassicales, Brassicaceae.